ACCCGCCGAUUGGCCACCAUUGUUGUGUUGUGUUAUCGCUGCCGUUCGAAAUACCGCCAAUCGAUUCAACACGUGCGCCGUUGUAAUUCGGAAAUAUACAUUGUACAGAUUUCAGGAUGCGAGGCGGUGGACAGAACCACUCCGGUCAGGACAACUACCGGUGGUAUAAAGACGGUGGUGCUAGACCGAUGCUUCAUGAUUCUAGACCGAGUUUCAACAACAGCAAUGGCAAUCGACAGGAAGACAGGGGAAGAGACGAAUCGUUCAACAAAUUCCGUGAUCCCCAGCAGCCUCCUAAUAAGGAAUAUGAGAACAAAAGAGGACAAAAUGGUAUUACAGGUGGAGGAGGACGAAGAAGAGGAAGAGGAGGAGGAGGUGGAGGUGGAGGAGGAGGAUUUGAAAGAGGAAGAAGGAGCCGGCGAAGCGGAAGAGGCGGUGGCGGAGGAGGUGGUGGUGGCGGCGGACGAGGUGGAGGCCGGGGUCAGCAAAAUGGCUCUUGGCACAACAAUGAACUACAAACCAGCCCGCAACGUUCAUUUUUCUACUACGAAGGUGGCCAAUAUACGGAUGAACCUCCUCCACCAUUGGCGCCAUCACCUGCUCCAUCGGCUUCCCUGCAGGAGACAUUGCCAGCCGCAACUUUGAGUGCACCGAUAUUGCCGCCAGAGGAACCAAGAGUAGCUGAGGAACCCCGUCUGCCAGUCAUAAAUAUCAAAAAGGAGAAGGAGCUUGCCGAACUUAAGAAAGAGUCCAAACCGAAAUCCAAUCCGGUGCCCGAACCGAGUGCUAAGAAAGAAGAAGAAUCUUCUAGUUCGUCUAGUUCUAGUUCUGAAUCCGAACCGGAGCCGGGGGAAAUGCUGGAAAACAACAAAACUAAACCGGAGAUUACUAAGUCCUCCCCAAAAGCGAAGAUUAACAAAGCGACUGCAGUUGUCAAAAAGCAGGUCUCAUCUUCUUCUGAAGCAACAUCUUCGUCUGAAUCCGAUUCUGAUUCCGAAGACUCCACACCGCCAGCGAAGAGCAAGUCGUCAGCGAAGGAGAAGGAGUCUGCCGGGAAAUCCUCUUCCAAAAAGAAAACCGACGAUUCGCUUGAGGAGGAUGUGGUGUGCAUGGGAAGUCAAGAGCGGCAGUUCACCAUCACGGAUGAGGAAGAGGACGCAGCGAGCAGCAGCGAAGCGGAGGACCAUAAGCAGGAGGCGUUGGACAAGAGAAAGAAUGUAAAUAAAAUCACUGACGUAUGCGGAAUCUGCGAUAAGAGUGGACACACCUCCUUCCAGUGUCAGAUGAUAUGCCGGAACUGUUCGGGCCGGUACCACGGUCUCAAGAACUGCCCAAAUCCGCCUAACCUUAAUGUUGUGAUGCAGUCAUUCAUGGAGUUCAACAUGCAACAAAUGGCAUCCUUCCAAGGGGAUCAGCGGUUCUUCUUUCCUUCUGCUGCCGUUCCAGCAGCUUCAGCUCCUUUGGCAACUGGCAAGAGUCCUGUAGUCAAGGCCAAAAAGGAUAAGAAGGCCAGCAAGGUGGUCCAAAAGACGCCGCAGAAGAAAAUGAAAAUAGAGCCAAAGGACGAGAAUGAAGACGACGAGGAGGAAGAGAAUGAAACAGAUGCCAGCAGCGAAAAUGAGGAUGAGGAUUCCGACUCCAGCGAUGAGCCUUCCGCCAAGAAGAAGCGGAAACGUAGUUCGAAGUCUGCAACGAAAAAUAUACCUGCCCCAGUGUAUCCGUUUCCGCUUCUGGGCGCUCCCAACACACUUUAUAACUCCAUGAUGUAUCCCUACGCGACGCCGUUUAGUUUUCCUAAAUAGUACCUUUUAAGAUAUAUGUAGUUAUCAAAAAUCCGAGAAUGCAUAAAUUUCCAUCGUAAGUGAAUGCCAACGUCGCUUUUGUAAUGUAGUUUGUCGCAUUUUAAUAAUCUUAAGCCUAAAGACAACGUUUUUUGAAA
Molecule: messenger RNA, 1939 nt
Organism: Drosophila bipectinata
Lineage: Eukaryota; Metazoa; Arthropoda; Insecta; Diptera; Drosophilidae
Gene: mbm
Product: mushroom body miniature
Cellular component (GO): nucleolus
Molecular function (GO): nucleic acid binding; zinc ion binding
Source: RefSeq, a predicted model, not a curated record